This is a messenger RNA of Achroia grisella, 2318 nucleotides long. RefSeq names its product modular serine protease-like. The record is from RefSeq and is a predicted model, not a curated record. Gene Ontology annotation, molecular function: protein binding; serine-type endopeptidase activity. Gene Ontology annotation, biological process: proteolysis. The coding region runs from base 248 to 2299 and encodes 683 amino acids. NCBI's taxonomy places the organism in Eukaryota, Metazoa, Arthropoda, Insecta, Lepidoptera, Pyralidae. The transcript has 15 exons.
GAAUUUACUAAUUUAGUUGUGUGCGUGAAUUGACAGUGGAAGAUCGCGCGAUGGACGCAUUAAAAACAAUUAAAAAAACAUAUAUUCGUAUUCAAUAUUAUAGUGAAACAGUGUAAUAUGUGUUAUUGUUUAUUGUUUUAAUAUUUUGUUUUUAAUUUCACAAUUGUAUUUUGUGUAUUUGAGUGUUUGUUUAUUGAAGUAUUUUAAUUGACCUCGCCUUGAACUUUAUGCGGAUUUAAAACUGAUAAUGUUUUUGCUUUUGCUUCUUUUUGUUUAUGGCACAUCCCCAAUUACGUCAUCGACGGUGAUUAAUCAAGUAAACAAAUGCAGCUCGAAUGAAUUCUCAUGUGGAGAUGGCAGUUGUAUCAAGCUUAGCAGCUUAUGUGAUGGCAGACAGGACUGCUGGGAUGAUAGUGAUGAAGCUGCCUGCAGCGGUGUCUCGAAUGACGCUGGGUCUGAUAUUCUGAGCAGAGCGAAGAGACAAUCGGCUUGUCAGAAGAAUCAAUGGCAAUGCCGGGAUGGUACGUGCAUCGGCUUCGACGGUAAAUGCGACGGUGUGCUCGACUGCCCGGACGGUAGCGACGAGACGCAUCCGCUCUGUAGGAAGAGUCUAUGCCAGAGCAAUUGGUUUAAAUGUACAUACGGCGCGUGUGUGGACGGGACGGCUCCCUGUAACGGGGUAAAGGAAUGCGCAGAUAACUCUGAUGAGCUGCUACCCCGCUGCAGGAACACCACCGACAGCGUCAAAGGCAAGUUCAAAUGUGAGAACGGCGACAUGGUAUCCUCUGAGAGCUUGUGCGACGGUAUACCUGACUGCAGUGACGGUUCAGACGAGACGGUACGAGCCUGCGCGGGGAACACUUGCCACUCUUACCUCUUCCAGUGCGCAUACGGCGCAUGCGUCGACCAGGGCUCGGAUUGUAACAACAAACAAGAAUGCGCAGAUGGAUCCGACGAGUCAGACGAGUUGUGUAAUAGGAUUGGAGUUGUUAAACCAACAACACCACCCAUCAACAACAAUAACAACAAUAACAACAACAAUGACAACGUGACGCCCGGUGCACCAAGACCAGGAUAUUGUCUUCUACCAGAAUACCCUGAGAACGGUCGUUGGGUGGCACCAAAUGAGAAGUCUGCCACUCCUGGGAAGUCAUUCAAGCAGAUCUACCUUCUGUAUUCUUGUGAUACGGGCUAUGAGUUACUAGGAGACGCUGACGUCACAUGUCUCGAUGGACUAUACAUACAGGAAAUACCUAAAUGUGCACGCCUCUGUCACUUGAACCGGCACUUCAGUAUAGAUUACUACUGCUACUCUUCGAACGGCAUCGACGGCAAACGACCCUGCAAAGACUAUGAACCCCAAGGAACCAUCGCACGACCUCAGUGCAAACCAAACUAUUAUUACUACUACAACGGCGACCCUCAAUCCAUGACCUGCAGUGGAGGAGGAUGGAGCGACUACCCCAUAUGCUCACCAGAAUGCGGGCGUGUGACUCCACAAGGCGACACCCUGGCCAUUGGCGGUCAGAACGCGGUGCGCGGCGAGCUGCCGUGGCACGCUGGCAUAUAUAAGAAAACCACCACGCCCUACAUGCAGAUCUGUGGCGGGUCCAUCGUGAGACCGAACGUUGUUAUAUCAGCGGCGCAUUGCUUCUGGAACGACGCAACUGGGAAGCUACCAGCACGAAAUUAUGCAGUGGCUGUAGGCAAGUUGUACCGCUCUUGGAACGAUAAAGGCGAUAAGAGUCCGCAGAAAGCUGACGUAACUUCCAUCGAAAUCCCGGAGACGUAUCAAGGUAUAACGGCGAGUUUUGCUCAAGACAUCGCGGUUCUAAAGCUGAGUCUCUCGUUCUCCUAUGAACCUCAUAUUGCACCAGUAUGCCUCGACUUUGAUGAGAGCUUCGACAAUAGAGAACUAAACAGAAAAGAUGCGAAAGGGAAGGUGGCCGGCUGGGGUCUAAUCUCCGAGGAUGGAGACGCGUCUCCAACUCUUCAGGUUGUGGAACUGCCCAUAAUACCGUACGGCGACUGCAACAUAUUAGCACCGGAAGACUUUCGAAGAUACCUGACUUAUGACAAAAUCUGCGCUGGUUAUAUAGAUAAAGCCACGGCCGUGUGUCACGGGGAUAGCGGCGGGGGGCUGGUGCUGCGGGCACUCGAGCGCUCCAUCGAUCGGUACUACCUGCGCGGCGUGGUGUCCAUCUCGCCCAGCGCGGGUGACCACGGCUGCAACUCCAGGACGCUCUCCACCUUCACCAGAAUACUGAGCCAUUCUAGUUUCAUUAAGAGAUUUAUUUGAUAUUUAUAUAUAGUAAGAA